Zophobas morio is the source of this 1073-nucleotide messenger RNA. RefSeq lists its product as uncharacterized. NCBI's taxonomy places the organism in Eukaryota, Metazoa, Arthropoda, Insecta, Coleoptera, Tenebrionidae. Gene Ontology annotation, molecular function: DNA binding. The transcript is spliced from 10 exons. The record is from RefSeq and is a predicted model, not a curated record. Bases 97 to 1008 code for a protein of 303 amino acids. Gene Ontology annotation, biological process: DNA endoreduplication.
UUUCAUAUUUUGUGUUAACACUAAUAAAUAGCGUUGUACUCGGUCACAAGAAGCUGUUCACAUAUUACCUUUAAAUUAAUAAACUACAACCCGAUUAUGCUGGAAACCGAUCCCUUACCGCAACCUGGAGACACCAAAAAGGCUAAAAAGCGUAAGACUGAAAGCAACAAAAAACAAAAGGAUAAGAGAAAAAUGUUUGAAGAAGGUUUAACUUUCGAAGAACGUACUAAAAAAGUUGAACUUACUAUAUUAAAAAAAAACCUACUUGGUAAUGCCUAUAAGGCCAAUAUUUUUGAAGAAUUGGCGGAUACGUCAGCCUUGAACCAACCUUCUCUGCAGUUAACAAAAACGCUGCAGAACCUACAUGGUUGUACUAUUGAAAAAAAAGCCACAAGAAGAAACCGAAUUCUCCUUUGUCUCCCUGGGCAUAUCAAGUUUAAACAAAUCUGCACUGAAGCUAAAGAUAUCGGAAAGUUAAAAAUGGACUCUACUUCUCCUACGCUAUAUUUGAACUUUACAGAGGUGUGUCGUCCUCAAUUUUACGGCAGGCAAGCGUUUAUAGUAUUGUGCUGGCUGCAGGGCGUUCUCAAACUCCUUGGAAUGGUGGUUUACACUAAAAACAACUUCAUAUCGUUUCAAGCCACGAGGAGUAAAGAGCUGCUGUGUCAGGACUCUUUUCAGAAACUCGUGGUCUUUUCCCAGGCAGUGUGGAUAGGCGACCAGGCAAACAACCCGGAGGAGCAGUCGCUUCCUCUCCCCCUAAACUUUAAGGAGAAAUAUGUGGAGGGCAGCUCGAAGCACGUGGAAGGAAAAUCACACGAUCGCGUUAAGCGCUUCAAAGGGGAUGUGAAGAGGGAAGAGCGGCGAUCUAGCAGCAGCCCGGAGCAUACGGAGAGUGUUUCAGAGGAAUCAGUCGACGAGAACAUCAGUUCGCUAAAAAGCAGGCUCCAACGAAAGAAAGCAAGUCGGCCUUACAAACCGCUCACAGAGUAUCUUUGGAACUCAUGAAAAGCUAUAAAAAGGUCUCGACAUAAGUAUUUAAUAAAGUUUUCACAUUACCCUGAAGAGUGGUG